AUGAUGAACCUUGUUUUCAUUGGGCAUCAUGGUGAUGCUACUAUGGUAGCUGCUGCUGGUCUUGGAAAUAUGUAUAGCAACAUUACUUGCUUGCUCAUUAUUUAUGGACUUAAUGGAGGGAUUGCGACCCUUUGCUCUUAGGCCUACGGUUGUGGAAACAUGAGAAAGUGCGGAAUUUACCUGAACAAAGGAAGAAUAUCUGCAUGA
Stylonychia lemnae is the source of this 207-nucleotide messenger RNA. Lineage: Eukaryota; Ciliophora; Spirotrichea; Sporadotrichida; Oxytrichidae. The record is from the annotation of a GenBank genome assembly.